AAAUGAAAAACUUUCAGAAGGGUUAUUUAGAGCUUAAUUAAAUAUGGCUUAGUAGACAGUAUUAAUUUAAUUCAAUUUAGAGAGUAUGAAGCGCAUUAAAAAAGAAUGGUAUAAUAAAGAAAGCUUACACCUCCUAGAGAUUCAAGGAUAUAUGAAUAAGUUAAGAAGACUUAAUUUUUAAAUAAUAGAAAAAGAGAGCUUAUGAAAUGGUAAACUAUUUAGGAAUAGAAUACUUAAAUUUUAGCAAGGUUAGUUAAAAUUAGUAAUCGGUCUCCAACAGUAUUUAAUAAUAUUAUUAUUUUAUAUAGCCUCCCAGUUAAUGUGGAACUCCAAGAGGGAGAAGAGCUUUGAAAGAGUAAAAGCUUAGAAUUGAAAGUGAAAAUAAAAGAUUACAUAAUAAAUUGAUUGGAAUGUAUUAUAUUUUAUAUAAAUGCAAAGUUAAUCAGAUCUGAAAUAAGAGAAAUUUUAGGAAUCAUUUAUGAAACAUAAAAAUAUUUAAAAACAUAUGCAAAGAUUUUAUUUUGAUCCAAAUUUACAUAAGAUAAAAUUAAGAGUUGAUGCAUUUUUAGAUAAUGUGAAUUCGUAACGAGUAAAUGAUAGAUCUAAAAGUCAAUAUUAAAAUUCAAAAUCUUUUAGAUUUGAUUAUUCUCCUUUUAAAUAAUAAAAAACUGUAAUUUAAAUUAUUUUAAAUUAGGGAGUAGUCUUAUAAAAGCUUUCAUAUUCAAGAGAUUAUUCCUUAAGAAGAUAGUGA
Paramecium sonneborni is the source of this 751-nucleotide messenger RNA. The record is from the annotation of a GenBank genome assembly. Lineage: Eukaryota; Ciliophora; Oligohymenophorea; Peniculida; Parameciidae.